CGGUCCUGGGAGCCAAGGUGGCCCUGGAGGCGGGGGCUUCUGCCAGGGACUCAGCCCCCGAGCCAGCCCCCACCAGCCGCACCUUCUGCAGAGUCCCUCAUACAGCUCUGGACUGAGUCCAGCUGGUCCCCAUUGUACAGAUGGGGAAACUGAGACCUGGGGAUGUGGAGUGGCUGGCUCCCGGCCACACAGAGCACCCUGUCUGCUCCCGAACACUCCACCCCCUCCUUCUGCUGUGGACCCUCCUGAACUGUGGUUUAGGGGGCAGUGCUCAGGGCCCAGGUGAGUGGACCCCCUGGGGCUCCUGGACCCGAUGUUCCAGCUCUUGCGGGCGGGCUGUCUCUGUGCGCAGCCGGCACUGCGUCUGGUUCCCCAGGUUAGAGACGUGCUGGGGAGACACUCACGAGUACCGCCUCUGCCAUUUGCCGGACUGUCCCCCAGGGGCCAUUCCCUUCCGAGACCUUCAGUGUGCCCUCUACAAUGGCCGCCCUGUCCUGGGCACCCAGAAGACUUACCAGUGGGUGCCCUUCUACGGUGCGCCCAACCAGUGCGACCUUCACUGCCUGGCCGAGGGGCACGCCUUCUACCACACCUUCGGCCGCGUCCUGGACGGCACCCCCUGCGGCCCGGGGGCCCAGCGGCUCUGCGUGGCCGGCCGCUGCCUCAGCGCCGGCUGUGACGGUUUGCUGGGCUCGGACGCCCGCGAAGACCACUGCGGCCGCUGCGGCGGCGCCAACGAGUCGUGCCUUUUCGUGCAACGCGUGUUCCGUGACUCCGGUGCCUUCGCUGGGUACUGGAACGUGACCCUGAUCCCCGAGGGCGCCAGACACAUCCGCGUAGCCCACCGGAGCCGCAACCACCUGGCGCUGAUAGGGGGCGACGGGCGCUACGUGCUCAACGGGAACUGGGCGGUCAGCCCACCCGGGACCUACGAGGCGGCAGGCACCCGUGUGGUCUACACCCGCGCUGCAGGGCCGGAGGAGAUGCUGCGCGCGACCGGGCCCACCUCCCACGACCUGCUCUUGCAGGUCCUCCUGCAGGAGCCCAACCCCGGCAUCGAGUUCGAGUUCUGGCUCCCUCGGGAGCGCUACGGCCCCUUCCAGGAGCGGGCGCAGGCCCUGGGCUGGUCCCUGCGGCAGCCGCAGCCUCGGGAGGUGGACCGACAGCCCGCUGAGCCCCCCGCGGUCCCAGCUACCGUUUCCCCGAGGACCCCGCCCCCCGCCCCCGACCCCUGCCCACCCUGCCCGGACACUCGAGGGCGCGCGCACCGGCUGCUCCACUAUUGCGGCGGGGACUUCGUGUUCAGGGCCCGGGUGCUGAGCCGCCUCCAACAAGCGCAGGAGAUGCGCUAUGAGGUUCAAGUGCAGCUCAUCUACAAGAGCCGCUGGCCGCUGCGGGCCCUGGAGUACGUGUGGGCGCUGGGCCGCUGCCCCUGCCCGCGGCUUGACCUGAAGCGCGAGUACCUGCUGGCGGCCCAGCGCCUCAUCAGCCCUGACGGCACCCAGGACCGGCUGCUGCUGCCCCACGCCGGCUAUGCCCGAACGUGGAGCCCUGCUGAGGACAGCCGGGUGCGCCUGGCUGCCCGGCACUGCCCCGCCUGAGCCGCCAGCCAGACACGCUCGACUGGGCUCAAACUCGGCGUAUUUGCCGGCUCACCCUGGCUCCCAGCGGCUUCCACCGCAGCCAUGUGGCUGCCAGUCACACAGGCUCAGCUGUCCCUGCACACAGUCAGAUCCACUGUCAUGAGCAGGAGGCACUGGUGAGGAUGCACUGAAGAGACUCUUAUUUCCUCUCUCACUCUGGCUGCCAGGAAACUCACAGAUGUUUUAUUCUUAGAACCUUUGUGUCUGCUUUUAUUCGCUUUGCCUCACACUCACUUUCUUAGAGACACUGUCACAACAAGCACGGCCCCAAAGGAAGAGUGUGUAACACGACCUUGGGAUAUAGCACCUUCCCCUCUUGCCCUGGCUACCAGGAAGCUCAAGGACAAUCCAGCUGGGUCUUUCUUUCCUUUU
This is a messenger RNA of Hyaena hyaena (striped hyena), 2015 nucleotides long. It is a transcript of the gene ADAMTSL5, whose product is annotated as ADAMTS like 5. The record is from RefSeq and is a predicted model, not a curated record. Gene Ontology annotation, biological process: extracellular matrix organization. Gene Ontology annotation, molecular function: metalloendopeptidase activity; protein binding. Gene Ontology annotation, cellular component: extracellular matrix. The transcript is spliced from 12 exons. The coding region runs from base 141 to 1601 and encodes 486 amino acids. Lineage: Eukaryota; Metazoa; Chordata; Mammalia; Carnivora; Hyaenidae.